Molecule: messenger RNA, 1527 nt
Organism: Aspergillus versicolor CBS 583.65
Lineage: Eukaryota; Fungi; Ascomycota; Eurotiomycetes; Eurotiales; Aspergillaceae
Exons: 1
Coding region: 1-1527 (508 amino acids)
Source: RefSeq, a predicted model, not a curated record
AUGCGUUCCGCGUUGUUGCUUGUUACUCUGGCCUUUAGUGCCGCUGCAUCCUAUCACUCAAUCGAUCAGUCCCGCGUGGUCAACAUCACAUUAGCACCUGUCGUGACUCACGGCAUCAUCACCGGCGUUUCUGGCCAAUACACAAUCAACUAUGCCACCAAGGCAAACGAGACCUUAGUUGAUAUCCCUCUCAGCCUCGCCGGCAAACCGACAGCCCGCUACGAUACCAAAACCCUUACAGCAACGGAUGGGAAGGGAAGUCUCAGGCUGCUGACAUCGGAGGCGACGGACGCGGAUGGGCAGCCUACACGGUACUUCCGCACGACUCGAGCCACGCAAGGCCCCGUCACUGUGCGAUUCACGGCCAAGCCCAACACGGACUUCCCUGCGCACAUCGGGCCGCUGUUUGACCUCCGACAGCAGGGCGAGAAUAACGGCGGAGGCAUCGUCGGCGCCAAUUGGGCAUGGCUCCCCGGUGUGGCAAGCACAACGCUGGACUACCAGUUUUCCCUUCGUUGGGACCUCGAGGAUGCCCCUGGUGGAACCACCGUGGCAUGGACCUGGGGAGAGGACACUGGGCCCUUCUACAGAAGUGGCACCCGCGACGAUAUCCUCUACACGUACUUUGCGGUGGGCCGGCUGAGUCGGUUUCCCGCCCCUGGUGCACCUCCCACGAACUCACGGAACGAGUUUGGAAUGUACUGGAUGGAUCAGCCCUCCUUCAACACCACUGAUCUGGGAAAUUUUGUCAACGACUUUUUCAACGUGAGCACCACCUUCUGGCGGGACCACACAGACCAACCAUAUCGCGUCUUUGUCCGACGUAACGGACCCCCAGAGUACGGAAGCGGGGGUACUGCUCUCACGCGGUCGUUCAGCUUUGGCUGGAACCCCACCAAUGUGACGGAGCAGACGAGUUUGCGACUCUUGAUCGCGCACGAAAUGACCCACAACUGGGCUGUGAUGCCGGGGGCAAGCGCCUUGAUCUCGCGGUGGGCGGAAGGCAUGGCCGAGUUUUACUCGUUGCGCUUGUUGUGGCGUGCACACCUGCUUUCCACGUCGCGGUAUGUGCAGGGGAUGAACAACCGCCUGGCCUCGUACUAUGCUAAUACGUACAUCAACGCGACAGACUUUGAGGCGUACGAGCAUGCCUGGGAUUCGAGAGAUGCGCAGACGAUCCCCUACGGCCGGGGGCUGAUUGAGCUGGCCAACAUUGACGCUGCGAUGCGGAACCAGUCCCACGGCACGCUGGGCCUCGACGAUUUGACACACCACAUGCGGCAGUUGUGUGAGGAUUCUCCCUCCGCCUGUACCCCUGCGCGCUGGGUAAACGUGACGGCAGAUUAUCUCGGUGCCUCGGCUGUUACAGAGUACAAUAGGAUAACGUCGGGAAGUUCGCUACUUGUCCCGGUUAAUGGCAGCUUGGGACCUUGCUUUGACGUUGUCAAGACAAGAACUUCCCCCGAGACGUGGGCGUGGAAGGCAAAGCAGGGCAUUGAUACGUCAAGCGAGGCUUGUACCAUUUAG